Molecule: messenger RNA, 3476 nt
Organism: Acanthochromis polyacanthus (spiny chromis)
Lineage: Eukaryota; Metazoa; Chordata; Actinopteri; Pomacentridae
Gene: klf1
Product: Kruppel-like factor 1 (erythroid)
Exons: 4
Coding region: 357-1442 (361 amino acids)
Biological process (GO): regulation of transcription by RNA polymerase II
Molecular function (GO): RNA polymerase II cis-regulatory region sequence-specific DNA binding; DNA-binding transcription factor activity, RNA polymerase II-specific
Source: RefSeq, a predicted model, not a curated record
CACGCUCCACCUCCUAACGGUCAAAACCUACAUGAAAAAGCAAGAUUUGAAGUUGGACUUGCAGCUGACAGAGAUAGACAAGCGAGAGGAGGGAGAGAUAGCAAGAGGAGGAAUAAAACUAAAAGAAGAAGUUUAGUGAGAACUGAGAGGUGUAGGAUGAGAGGCCUGUCUGUUAGCUGAGGGUAAGACAGUCAUGUGAAAUCAAAUUACUAAAAGAAACUAGAAACUUCACUGUUACUGUUAUUUAUUGCACCUGCCUCCAUAUCAAAGUGCUUGAUGGCUGUUACUAAGGCCGUGCUCCCGUCCUUCAGCUCCUUCUCUGGCCUCUCUCACUCCAGUGACGAUAUGAAAAAAGAAUGAAGUCUGUGGAUUUGACACUUAUCAGGAAGGCUCUCCUACAGCAAGUGUGGAAAUCUGAUGGCAGCUCUCUCCCUUUAGAGCCUCCAAGCAGCAAACUGUCACCAAGCAGCUCUGAACAGCUGCAGGUCUCUCAACAAAUGGCAGAGGAGCUCCUGGAUGAUGACAGCCAAGCAUCUUGGGACAUUGAGUUCCUGCUGUCUGAGUGGCGCACCCCUUCUCCUGACCUCAACCCCUCUCUGGACAGUAACGGCAACAACCAAUGGCUCCCACUACUCGACUCAAACAGACUGUAUCAAGAUGUGGCCCACUUUAAGGACCAGGCAGGGCAGGAGGGUUUGCAGAUGAACAGUGGGAGUCUCAUGGCUGAGCUCCUGUCACCCCCUGAGACCACAACGGUCCAGCCGGAGCUGCACCACCAAGGUUAUAAUGACAACCUAACAGGACGAACUUCAUUUCCUAACGUACAUCAUGUAAAUCAGUUUGACUUCGCUCAUGUAGGAAAUAUGGAGGCGCACAGCAGAGGAAGCCUCAGUAAGGUCACAUCAUGGGACUUCAGCCCCUACUACCCCCAGCAGCUGCCCUCCAUGGUGACCUUCCCAGACAGCAGGUUCCUCCCGCCUCAGGCUGUGACCACAGACGCCCGACACUACACCUACAUGCCCCACUUUAAUUACAACGGCAGCCUUUUCUGUGACUACAACCCCAGCCAGGCCGUCGGACAUUUGCCCCAUCACCCACAGCCUCUGCUAGUCGGACCCCAGCUGCCCCCUGCUGGGGUGGAGGGGAAGCGUGGCAGGAGAGCUGCAGGGAAAAAGAGGCCCGCCAUCCACAGCUGUGAAUACCCCGGCUGCAGCAAGACCUACACCAAGAGCUCCCACCUCAAGGCUCACCUCCGCACCCACACAGGGGAGAAGCCUUACCACUGUUCCUGGGAGGGCUGCAGCUGGAAGUUUGCCCGCUCAGAUGAGUUGACGCGUCACUACCGCAAGCACACAGGUCAAAAACCCUACGAGUGUCUGCUGUGCCAGAGGGCCUUCUCCCGCUCAGACCACCUGGCUCUGCACAUGAAGAGACACACCUGAAGCUCAAACACAAACACACAAACUUCUGUCAUUUAAACAAACAAGCUGAAACACAGACUUCUUAUAACUGAAUUUGGAAUUCCAUGUUGUCAUUUUCAGAUAUUUUUUGUCUGGUUGGGUUUAUUUAAAAAAACAAAAAACAAAUGAGUCAAUUAAAGUUUAAAAGCUUCAACAUUUACUUGAUAUCCACAAAUAAUAAACACCGUUUCAUAAAGUGUCUAAAGAUGUGACAGAAUCAGACAUUUUACCAACAUUAGUCAUAAAUCAACCCUACAGUCGACAGGUGACACAGAGAUCUGGCUGGGUGAAGCAAAUAGGACCACUGGCUGUAUAUUAAAGACGGAUAUGUGACUUCACCCAUCGGUUUGUAAGCAACUAUUUUGAAUCCUAGAGUUUGGAAUUUAGCCGUCAACAUGUUGGUCUCUGGAAACCAGGCAAACGAGGGUCGAAUCCGACUAAGAACUUGAGCAUAUUCCCUAUGUUUGAAAGUUGUCAACCACUAGGUAGCCACAUCCUAAAUAAUACGUUGCUUUACUGUCAAAUCCUAUUCAAUAUAUGACCAGAAUUUACAAAAUGAACACCAUGCUGUAUUCAAGGAUACUUAAAACUGGCAAACGAGACCAGAAAUCCUUUCAGAAAAUAUUUACUGAGACAACAAAUCAAGUGACAAGUGGUCUCAUUGUCUUAUAGACUUCUGUGGAAUGUGGUGCUUUUUUUUGCAUCCAGAGGUGUCGCCCCCUGCUGGUUGUUACAAAGAAUGCAUGUUUAAGACACUUCUGCACCAGCUUUAUUUUUCAGACUUGGAGGCUACAUCCACCUCAAGCAAUGAUGACCAACAGGUUAAAGGUAAAUUAGCUAAUAAGCUUCAGUUCCACUCAUUCAGAUAUUUUUUCGUUUUCAAACCAGCAGCUUUGCAACCAGACCAACACUGACUUAAGUAACAUCAUUUGAUUUGGCAAUGUAUCUGAUCUUGUCCAGCUUUAUCCAACUGUUUCCUAUAAGAACAGCAGCACUCCUCAGAAUCACUAAACAGAUUCUGGUGUUUAAAAUGAGUGUAUUUCUUUCAGUCUGAUAGUCACAUAAUUCUACAUUAACCCAAAUGAACAUUGCCUCAAGACACAACACCGAGACUUAUUAAAGUUAAAGUGUUCAGACUUGCCUAUCACACAGAUUUAUACAUUUAGGGACCUAUGUUGCUGUAAUGAUUUUCCUUUUAACCAUCACAGCAACAUGUGUGACUCCAGUCCUGAACUUACUUGUAAACUUAGACACAAACCCAAAAAUCAAGUCUUACUUACUUAACCAACUGAAAACCUGGCAACCAGCGAAAUAUCUUCACUCUGAAGGUGUAAAAAUCCAUCCCCUAAAAGUGUGGCUACUUUACAAUGUCCAGUAUAAGAUCUUAUACCUAUAUUAUGCAACUAGACGACUGCCAUAUGUUAACAUAUACAGACAUGACACAUAUUUACAUAUAGCAUAAUAUGCUAUAUGUAACAUGACUGCUCUAUGUUUCUUAAAUUGCCCCCAGUGGCGUGAUAAAGGCCACCUCGACAAACACUGUACACACUGUGGGCAUCUAUACAGCGGCAUGUGAACACUAACAAAAGACCUACCAAAAAGUGCACGUAGCAUGGGUUGUAAUACAACACACAAUUAUAUAUCCAGCAGAAGCUCACAGCUAACUCAUGAAAGUCACGACUGCUGAGUAACAAAGCUUUAAAUAUGCCAUAAAGUGUGUGCUGAUGUAGAUUUUUCUAUUUUUCUGUGUUCAAGGGUUUUAAUUUAAGAAAAACAUGCAUGUGUGCCUUUUUUUUUCUCCUCAAGAUGUUUUAAAGCUGUACAUAAUUUGCAUCUCUCUUGCUCACUGUUUGUUAUCAUUUUAAAAGUAGCAACAUAUUUAUUACCAUGAUCUUUUAUAUUAACAGAAAAUACUAUAAUAUUGUACAGGGUUUAAAUGUUUUCACGAAUGCUUUAAGGUCUGCCAUGUAUUGUUACCGACAUUGUAAUUCCAAAAAUAAAUUCAAUUCAAUUCAA